Salvelinus fontinalis (brook trout) is the source of this 1539-nucleotide messenger RNA. RefSeq names its product thioesterase superfamily member 6 (gene them6). The transcript is spliced from 5 exons. The record is from RefSeq and is a predicted model, not a curated record. The coding region runs from base 90 to 710 and encodes 206 amino acids. NCBI's taxonomy places the organism in Eukaryota, Metazoa, Chordata, Actinopteri, Salmoniformes, Salmonidae.
CCGCUGAUAAACCCCACCGAAGAAGAAGGAAUUCUGCUUCGAAAUAAACUGCUUCGACGCAGACCUCGGAGCUCCGGUAUCAAAGGGAGAUGUUACUGUGGGUGUUAGGGGUGUUGCUGCUGCUGUUCUCCAGUCUGGAUGUGUGGUACUUCCUGCGUGCGGCGGUCACGGUGACCAGGGCCUGGUUCCAGAAGCCGGUGUGGGACGUCCUGGGGGAACAGAGUGUGUCGGGACGCGUCCUGCUUCACGAUAUUGACCUGGGACACAUGAACAAUGCCAGAUACCUCCGGGAGUGUGACUUCGCCAGGUUCUCCCUGUACAGUCGUAACGGGGUGUUUAAAGCCUGCAGAGCCCUGAGGGCCACCAUGGUGGUAGGGGCCACUACUAUACGCCUGCGCCGGGCCCUGUGCCUGGGGGAAGCAUUUGAGCUGCGCACCAGAAUCGUGGUCUGGGACGAGAAGGCCUUUUACCUUGAGCAGCGUUUCGUCUCCUGCAGGGACGGUCUGGUGGCAGCUGUCAUGUUGUGUAAACAGAACGUCAUGCGCAGCAGUCCUGACAAGAUACUACAGUUCCUCUGCAAGAGAAAGGUGGAGUGUCCCGACUACCCUGAGGAUCUGCAGCAUUGGAUCAGCUUCAUCUCAGCCAGCAGCCAGGCCCUGAGAGCCCAGAGUGGACUAGAGGACAAGACUGGAGCACAGGAAGACAAGUGAUUGAGUGGUAUGCUGUGGUCGACGAUAUGGGAGCAUGAAGGCUCUCUCUGACAGAUCCGGGGUGUAUUCAUUAGUGUCAACUGUAGGAAAACGUUUCCCAUUUGAAAAUCUGAGUUACUAUUAGACAAAUGUAGGUAGGUUUGUUCUGUUUGGUUCCUAGUGAAUACACCCCAGCUUCAUACUGCUGGACGCUCCAUCUCUUCCACUCUGACCUCCUGCUGACUACGGCUGCGUUUACACAGGCAGCUCAAUUCUGAUUUAUUUAUUUUUUUGACACUAAUUGGUCUUUUGACCAGCUGAUCUGAUUUGUCAAAAAGAUCAGAUUUGGGCUGCCUGUGUAAACACAGCCUAUGAAACUUCACUGGUGCCUUCUCUCUUCUAGGCCCAGUCCCAAAUGGAUUCUACACAUUUACAUUUAAGUCAUUUAGCAGAUGCUCUUCUCCAGAGCGACUUACAAAUUGGUGCAUUCACCUUAUGAUAUCCAGUGGAACAACCACUACACCAUAUGCACUUGUGGAGAUCUGAGAGAAUUUGAUUGGUAUAAGCAACACGGUGAAACUUCUACCGAGCCUAUCAAAAGGGCAAGUUGGAUCCAUUUCCAUAUUGAUUGCAUCUGACCAAUCAUCUCACGUCUGUACUAGGACGUAGGGUCCCUUGUGGGACUGGGCCUAGAGUCAAAUAGGACAGACCUGUCCAUCGACCCUCUGCUGUCUCCUGUGGAGGGUGGCAUGCACAACGGUCUGUUACUACUGACCAUUCAAUAUAGGAAUUGUUUAUGUAUAGGAAAGAGGUUCAUCUAUAUUUUCUAUGUUGUAAAAUAAAAAUCAAU